AUGGCCGCACGCGAGUCCAUAUCACUCGAAGACGUAGCAAGGAUGCCCACACCGGGUCUUAACUCUCCCGUCAACGUAAGCUUUAGUCCGGACGGUCGUAUCAUGGCCUUCUUGCACGCUCCAGGGCCUCAAAGCAGUUUCUCGCGUCAAUUAUAUGCACUGGACGUGGCCUCUCGCCGCGUGUCGCUUCUUGCGGCAUCACCGGGUAAAGGCAACACAGAAGAUAAUAUGAGCUAUAAUGAGAAGCUUCGACGUGAGCGUCAGCGUCAAAUGGGGGUCGGGAUCACGUCCUACGCGUGGAAUCCGUCACCUCAUUCCCAUUCCUGCUCCAAUUUUCUUACCUAA
Messenger RNA from Peronospora farinosa, 345 nucleotides. NCBI's taxonomy places the organism in Eukaryota, Oomycota, Peronosporomycetes, Peronosporales, Peronosporaceae. The record is from the annotation of a GenBank genome assembly.